Messenger RNA from Acomys russatus (golden spiny mouse), 580 nucleotides. It is a transcript of the gene Rps26, whose product is annotated as ribosomal protein S26. Gene Ontology annotation, molecular function: mRNA binding; structural constituent of ribosome. Gene Ontology annotation, cellular component: ribosome; cytosolic small ribosomal subunit. Gene Ontology annotation, biological process: translation. Bases 1 to 519 code for a protein of 172 amino acids. Lineage: Eukaryota; Metazoa; Chordata; Mammalia; Rodentia; Muridae. The record is from RefSeq and is a predicted model, not a curated record. The transcript has 4 exons.
AUGGGUGACGCGUACGUGCCCGUCGGCCGUUCCACCCUUGCUACAGCAAGAAUGGGGAGGGACACGACUGACUGGGAGUCGCCCUUCACUGCUCCAGACCCGGGGCAGGAAAGCUCUUCUCCCGUGUUUGCGGAGACCCUGGCUAUUUGGUGGGAACUUUUUCUCCACCUUCAGACCAAAAAAAGGAGAAACAACGGCCGUGCUAAAAAGGGCCGCGGCCACGUGCAGCCAAUUCGCUGCACCAACUGCGCCCGGUGCGUGCCCAAGGAUAAGGCCAUUAAGAAGUUCGUCAUCCGGAACAUUGUAGAGGCCGCUGCUGUCAGGGACAUCUCCGAAGCCAGCGUCUUUGACGCUUAUGUGCUGCCUAAGCUCUACGUCAAGCUGCAUUACUGCGUGAGCUGUGCCAUUCACAGCAAGGUGGUCAGGAACCGAUCCCGGGAGGCCCGGAAGGACCGAACACCCCCACCUCGCUUUAGACCCGCUGGUGCUGCACCACGACCUCCACCAAAGCCCAUGUAAAGACAGGACAGAAGAAAAAAUACUUUGGACAAAUAAAAUGGGAGUUACACUUUACAUGGCA